AUGUGAUUAUGAAUUUAUUUUGGAUUACAAAAAAAAUUUCAUUUCAUUUGAAUGGCGAGUAUCGAUGAUCGGACGUGAAUAUUGCUGCUACGAUGUUGGGAAAUUUGAGGCUCGUUGCCCGGAGCUUUGCGAACAUUACUAUUGCUGCUGAAAGACGUCAUGUACAUCCAACAAUACGAUCCAUAUGUUCUUUAAAUCAGCUGCCUUUAGGUUCACCUACAUUACCUAUCUCUAUUAAACUGCCAACCAUAAUAACAGAAAAAAUUAUAGACAAGCCAAGUCCUUGUAUUCCUCUAAGAAUCCCUCGACCAACAAUAUCCCUUCCAUUGGCUGAUCCAUUGGUUGAUAAUGAUAAUGAAAUUCAAGCAGCUCGACUGAUAGUAAUUCGUCGUAAGAAAAUGAAAAAACACAAAUUGAGAAAGUUAAGAAAGCGCAUGAAGUAUGUGUGGGCCAAAGUUCGACAAAAGAGAGAAAUGAGAAAAGAAAAGGCUUUUCAAGCUGAACUAAUGGGACAGGUAAAAGAAGCUGAGAAAUUUAGUCCUGCUAAUUAUGUACAAGAAAAAUUGAAUAUUGUUAACAUGACAAUAUUGCCAAAUAGAUGGAGAGGAAAACGACUACCUGAAUUUGUUAUAAAGGACUUGAUAGCCAAAGCCCAAGCUAAAAAACAAGCAAAAAUCGAAACUCUAGAACGAAGAAAAAAAUUUAUGGCUUCUUACAAAUCAUAGUCAUUUUAAGAUUGUAAGAAAUUUAAUAUAAAAUAAUAGUAUAAUAAAUCUGUAAGCUUGGGUAUUUA
This is a messenger RNA of Myzus persicae (green peach aphid), 793 nucleotides long. RefSeq lists its product as uncharacterized. The coding region runs from base 93 to 725 and encodes 210 amino acids. Gene Ontology annotation, cellular component: mitochondrion. The transcript is spliced from 3 exons. NCBI's taxonomy places the organism in Eukaryota, Metazoa, Arthropoda, Insecta, Hemiptera, Aphididae. The record is from RefSeq and is a predicted model, not a curated record. Gene Ontology annotation, biological process: mRNA processing.